Messenger RNA from Osmia lignaria (orchard mason bee), 2310 nucleotides. The record is from RefSeq and is a predicted model, not a curated record. NCBI's taxonomy places the organism in Eukaryota, Metazoa, Arthropoda, Insecta, Hymenoptera, Megachilidae.
CUCAAUGGCGAGCCGUCAUUGGUGGAUUUCUAGCCACGUGAACAGCCUACGAACAGAGGCUGACGACGUCGACCACGGAUCAACGAUGGCACAGUCAGCUGCCUAAGGUCCGGUUGGCCAGUCGUAGCCAGCAAAUAGUUCUCUCUCUUCAAGGUAGACGGGUCUAGCAGCCAGGUACCAAGAUGGCGGACGAUGAGAGGAAACGUCUCGAGGAUGAAAAGAAGAGGAAACAGGCGGAGACCGACAGAAAGAGGGCGGAGGUCCGCGCCCGCCUUGAAGAGGCUUCCAAAGCCAAGAAGGCGAAGAAGGGUUUCAUGACCCCUGACAGGAAGAAGAAGCUUAGGCUGUUGUUGCGUAAGAAAGCCGCCGAGGAAUUGAAGAAAGAACAAGAGAGAAAAGCCGCAGAGAGGAGACGCAUCAUCGAGGAACGUUGUGGAAAACCGAAGAACGUCGACGACGCGAGCGAAGCUAGCGUGAAGUCCAUUCUGACCCAGUAUCAUAAGAGGAUCAUCGCUCUCGAGGGGGAAAAGUACGACCUAGAGUACGAAGUCGCCAAAAAGGAUUUCGAGAUCGCGGACUUGAACAGCCAGGUGAACGACCUUCGAGGUAAAUUCAUGAAACCUACGCUGAAGAAAGUCUCCAAGUACGAGAACAAGUUCGCCAAGCUCCAGAAGAAGGCAGCCGAGUUCAACUUCCGUAACCAGCUUAAACAGGUCAAGAAGAAGGAGUUCACCCUUGAAGAGGAGGACAAGGAGAACGCGUCAAAAGAUAAGAAGAAACCCGAUUGGUCGAAGAAGGGCGAGGAAAAGAAGGACGAACCGCCACCUCCACCAGAACCUCCAGCAGAAGCUCCUGCUCCAACUCCUUCUCCACAACCGGAACAACCACCCGCGCCAGCGCCAGCACCAGAACCUGCACCUCCAGCCCCAACACCGUCGCCAGAACCAACGGCAGCAGCACCUCCACCAGCUGAAGGUGCUCCACCAGCAGCUCCAACAGAGGGUGCUCCACCUGCAGAAGGAGCACCAGCACCUCCAGCCGAGGGCGCACCCCCAGCCGAAGGUGCACCAGCAGCUGCACCUGCGGAGGGCGCGGCACCGCCAGCGGAAGGUGCAGCACCACCAGCUGCUCCUGCGGAUGGAACAGCGCCUCCCCCAGCGGAAGGCGCUCCUGCCGCACCUCCUGCCGAAGGUGCACCUCCCGCUGAAGGCGCGCCUCCUGCCGCGGGUGCACCUCCUGCUGAAGGUGCACCACCAGCGGAAGGCGCGCCACCAGCGGAAGGAGCUCCACCAGCAGCAGGUGCGCCACCCGCGGAAGGCGCGCCCGCAGCACCACCAGCAGAAGGCGCCCCUGCACCAGCGGAAGGAGCUCCCGCAGCACCUCCAGCCGAAGGAGCUGCACCUCCUGCGGAAGGAACGCCUGCUGCAGCUGCACCUGCACCCGCACCCGCACCAGCACCAGCCGAAGGAGCUCCCCCAACUGAAGCAGCACCCGCUGCACCCCCAGCAGAGGCUGCACCAGCACCCGCGCCUGCUGAAGCUAAGGUAGUUAUGGUAGUGAGACUCACAUUGACCGUCAGGCCCAAGCGCCCGGUAAUGGGUUCAAAAUUCAUCACGUACGCACCGGCAUCGUAACUUCGUCGAAGUUGGAACGGACGAAGGGUCACCUCGCCAUAUGAUUUCCACUCGUUAACGUCUGAAUUUGCAUAAAAUCGUACACGGAUAAUCAUAGAGUACGGAUACACACGCGUCGAGCCGUAUGAUUCUCUCGGCUCGAUGGUUCACGCGUUGCUUGUCAUCGUCUUCAUUCAUCGUCAUUGUCAUCGUCGUCAUCGUAAUCAUUGUUUUUCCUCAUGUUAUGCGUCAUGCUUUACCUCGAGGAACGAAGGUAAACACGGAACGAAUAAGAAAUUUGAAAAGAAAAGCGAAAGAUAGAAAAGAGACGUCUGUCGUUCUACGUAUUUUUCUUCGUUUCUCCGUGGGGUAUUUUACGACACCUUGUCGUUCAAAGUAAAUCGAGAAUCAUCACGGGGUGCCUGACCAAUUUCGCUCGUUUUACCUAAUUAUAGGAAAAACUAAUAAUAAGCCAGUGUUUACGUUAUGAAAAAGAAAAAAAGGAUCGAAGAGCCUUGCUUGCGAUAAAAAGCGUUCGUCGUACCGUUUCUUUUUCCAUCGACCAAAAUCGAACGAUCGAAACCGGCAAGAAAUUCAUAUUUUUAUUGUAAAUAAUUAACGACCCGUUUUAUCGAACACGAAUGCAGAUAUCAUGAAAACAAUUGGAUUUCGUAAUAAAAUCAUUUCUGCGACUAUA